ACCCCGAGUCGGAGGGGAGCUCAGCGACGCCCUCCCCGGAAGUCAGCCCCAUCCCCCCGCCUCGGGAGCGACGAGCACGUGGCCCCGUGGCCUGACUUCCUGACAUCCGGGUCUCAGGGCGGCUGGGGCCCUGGGAUAAAAGGCGGGGCCUCCAGGGGGCAGAGGGAGCAUCCGGGGUCCCGCCGGCACCCAGGUGAGGCCGCUCAGGGAGGCCCGAGAGACGCCGAGGCCUGGAGCGGAGGGAGAGGGCGCGGGGCGGCCCCGGGCCGGGAGGUGCACACGAGGCCGGGCCCGUCGUCGGCUCCCGGGGCUCAGGCAGACGGGGGCCUCGGAGAGACGAGCGGGCCCCUCACGGGCAAACGGGGCGAUCCCGGGCCCUGCCGGGCGUCUGGGCUGGAUGCCGGGCAGGGUCGCGGCCCUCAGACCCCGGCGCCGCGAGGGAGCCUUUGCCCUGGCGCGGGGAGCAGGAGGCCCGGGGGAAGGAGGAGCAGAGGAGGCGGUUCCUGACCUCUGGCUGAGGGUCUCCGGGCCAGGAGGUCCCUGGUCUGAGGGGUGGGGCUUCGGGGCGGCGGAGGUGGACGCCCAGGACCCCCGGGGAGCACGGAGCAGACCCCACCCCUGGCAGAGGGGCCCGGGCAGAGAGCUGCCCUGUGCUGGGUGCUGGGAGGCCAGGCAGGAGGGGCGCACCCAGCAGUCUCCCCGGCCUCAGACCCGGGGUGGGGGUGGGGGGUGCUGGGCAGGUGUGGCCACGUGUGGGCCCCUCACCUCUUCCGGGUCCACAUGGGGUCUCGUUCUGAGUUUCCCUCAGGCUCGCAGGGGAGAGGGCCUGGGCCUGGCAAGAAAAGGCGAGCAGAGGCCGGAGCCCUGAGGGGACCACCCACCGGGGACUGGGGGCCCUCCCAGAGUCCGGUUCAACCGUCCUACCAGCACUGGAGACCCGGGCUGUGCCACGGUCUACACCCGCGGUGCCCCUCCAUUCCUCUUACAGCGUCUCCAGGAACCGGAGGUGAAGGCCCAGGUGUGAGGCCCGCGUCCUCGUGUCACAGAGCAGGAGGCCCAGGCCGUGCCAGGCAUCCAGCUGUCCAGCCCUCGCAUCAUGCCUGUGGAUCGGCUGAGUGAUCUCCGCAACAUGGUGGUCCAGCUGUUCGGGUCUGAGGAGGCGGCGACCCCGUCGCCCUCCUCCUCCUCAGGCCCCCCGCCCUCCUCUGUGGAAGCCGAGGCAUCGCAACAAGAUGCACUGCUGGCAAUGAUGGCUGACUUGGUGGAGUUCCUGCUCCUCAAGUAUCGUGCUAAGGAGCCCAUUGCCAAGGCAGAGAUGCUGAACGUGGUCCCCAGAGGUGCCCAGGACCAGUUCCCUGACGUCCUGAGCCGCGCCUCCGAGUGCAUGCUGCUGGUCUUUGGCUUGGAUCUGAAGGAGGUGGACCCCGGCGAGCACACCUACGCCCUGUUCCCCACCCUGGGCCUCACCUGGGAUGGGGUGCCGAGCGAUGAGCUGAGCCAGCCCAAGACCGGCCUCCUGGUGGUGGUCCUGGUGGUGAUUUUCCUACAGGGGGACCGCGCCCCUGAGGAGGUGGUCUGGGAAACGCUGGGUGUCAUGGGGGUGUGUGCCGGGAAGGUGCACUGCAUCUAUGGGGAGCCCAGGGCGCUCCUCACCCAGGGUGUGCAGGAGGGGUACCUGGAGUACCGCCAGGUGCCCCACAGCGACCCCGCCCGCUACGAGUUCCUCUGGGGUCCCCGGGCCCACGCGGAGACCAGCAAGGUGAAAAUCCUGGAGCACCUGCUCAGGGUCAACGGGAGGGUUCCCAGGUCGUGCCGUUUCCUGGCUGAGGAGGUGGUGAAUGAGGAGGAAGAGGGGCCCUGAGCCCGAGGGGCGCCCAGGCUCCUUGCAGGCCAGCAGCUUGUCCAGCAGCUUCGCUCUGUGUUUGAAGAGCGAGCAGUCAGCCUGCCAAGGAGCGGGGGCCGGGCGAGGGGGGUACACGGCGUUGGGUGCCUUGGGUGCCGUUUCUUUGUGAGCCCGUGGGUGUUCAGCCCUGUUUCCUUUAGUCGUGUUUGUAAUGCUGUUCCGUUCACUAGAAAUCUUGAUAAACUUCCGGGUCUAACUUGGCGAACUGUAUCAACCACACUCGCAUUGGUACUUACCUCGUUCAAGAAGACGAAUUUGCCUUUCUGUAAAAGACGUUUGUCAAUGUGCCAUUUGAUUUAGUGACCUUGAGCCGCUGGAAUCAGAAUGGUUUGGGAAAUGUGACAGUCCUUAGCAGUAAAUGAGAUGGGCCAUGAAUUCACUCAAUAAAAUUAAAACGGUUAAGCCUUG
Molecule: messenger RNA, 2311 nt
Organism: Sus scrofa (pig)
Lineage: Eukaryota; Metazoa; Chordata; Mammalia; Artiodactyla; Suidae
Source: RefSeq, a predicted model, not a curated record